AUGAAGACAAGCGCAGUAUGUCCCGCAGGUACAGCCUUGAAGCCCAGUGGAAAAUGUGUCUUGCGAGAUCGCAGCAAGUCACACGAGGUCGUGGCUGUGACCAGCUGCGACCAGCCGCGAGAAUUUGGACUAUAUGCGAUCUUGAGCGAGCUCAAUCAAACGUGGUCGCAGGCUAGCACAGUGCCAAGUGGGAGAAUCGAGGCAUUUCGCACCUACUCGAAUAUUAAGUCGCUCACCCUCGCCAUCGUGCGAGCUCCUGCGACAUCGCGCGAUCUACUUCGACCUGCUCCGCUCACGCCCCCACUCCCGCUCUCGCCAUCGCCCCCGCUCCCCCUCCUGCUCCCACCCCCGCUCCCCCUCCUGCUCCCGCCCCCGCUCCCCCUCCUGCUCCCGCCCCUGCUCCCACCCCCGCCCCUGCCCCCACCCCUGCUCGUACCCCCGCCCUCACAACUACGCACCCCUGCACGCACGCGCAUGCCCACCCCCCUGCCUGCGCACGUACCCGCACCCGCGCACUGA
This is a messenger RNA of Sparassis crispa, 519 nucleotides long. RefSeq lists its product as hypothetical. Lineage: Eukaryota; Fungi; Basidiomycota; Agaricomycetes; Polyporales; Sparassidaceae. The transcript is spliced from 2 exons. The record is from RefSeq and is a predicted model, not a curated record. The coding region runs from base 1 to 519 and encodes 172 amino acids.